This is a messenger RNA of Drosophila miranda, 692 nucleotides long. RefSeq lists its product as uncharacterized. Bases 36 to 692 code for a protein of 218 amino acids. The record is from RefSeq and is a predicted model, not a curated record. The transcript has 3 exons. NCBI's taxonomy places the organism in Eukaryota, Metazoa, Arthropoda, Insecta, Diptera, Drosophilidae.
CCGAAGGUUCCGCCGACAAGAAUGGACUCAAUGCGAUGCCCUUCCUAGGCCAAAUCCACACCAGUCCUCUGCUGUCCCGCCCAAUGGGUCCAAUAGGUUACGCUCACCCCCCCACCUUCCCUCCGAUGGGGGAUUCAGAUGGAUUCAAUGCUGUGCCACAGAUGGCUUCGAUGGGACCACCGCCCGUGUUGAGCUCCCUCUGGAUAGGCGGCGCUUCUCCGGACAGCCGCGGAGACUACUACGACGACCCCCCCUACGAGGGCGACUACGAGGGCGACUACUCGAUGCCCACCGAGGAGGACCAAGAGGAGGAGUCGUGCUCCUGUCAGAGCCAGACCUGUCAGAGCCAGAGCGAGUUCAGCUCGGUAGAGCGCACCGAGUCGGACUCGGAGGGGGAGGAGCUCUCCGACGGCCCUUCCCCCAGGGUCUCCCCGCUGGAGUCCCUCGGCGCAGUCGUGCUCUCCACAAUGCAGCCGGAGCACCGUCAGCGCAUGGUGGCCUUGUACCACCUCGUCUUGGAGACCGCUGUGGUCAAGGUCGUGCUGCUGGUGCUGCAACUGCUGUGCUGCGCGGUGUUCUGGCUGGUCGAGAAGACCGUGGGCUUCAACGAAACCCGCCAGUUGCUGUGGCGCAUGAACAAUGCCCGGGGCGACGAGACGCUCGUCUUCUUUGCCGUGCUCAUGACCUCAUGA